AUGUUCCGGUGUGAUGUGCUGUCCGUCCUGCCACCGGAUGCUGUGAAGCUCGCUGGCAAGACUAGUUUCAAAGUUGCAACAUGUUCAUCAGAGACCUGUGAGGGAGACCACAAGUCAUGCCAUGGUGAGUGUGGCAGCCACCAUGAAGAGCAGGAUGCAGUGACCUAUGAUGAUGUGCAUGUGAACUUCACUCAAGAAGAAUGGGCUUUGCUGGAUCCUUCACAGAAGAGUUUAUACAAAGAUGUCAUGCUGGAGACAUACAAGAACCUCACUGCUAUAGGCUACAACUGGGAAGACCAUAAUAUUGAAGUACAUGGUCAACAUUCUAGAAGACAUGGAAGUCAUAAAAGAAGUCAUACUGGAGAGAAACCGUACAACUGUAGUCAAUGUGGUAAAGCCUUUGCACAUCCUCGUAAUCUUCAAGUGCACAAAAGAACACAUACUGGAGAGAAACCCCAUAAAUGCGAUCAGUGCAGUAAAGCCUUUGCACAACACAGUCAUCUCCAAAUGCAUAUGAUAACACAUACUGUAGAGAAACCUUAUAAAUGUAAUGAAUGUGGUAAAGCCUUUGGAUAUCAUAGUUCUCUCCAAGUACAUAAAAGAACACAUACUGGAGAGAAACCCUAUGAAUGUGAUCAGUGUGGUAAAGCCUUUGCAUAUCCUGGUCAACUUCAAAUGCAUAGAAUAAUACAUACUGGAGAGAAACCCUACAAAUGUAAUGGAUGUAAUAAAGCCUUUGCACGACUCAGUUAUCUCCAAAGACAUAAAAGAACGCGUACUGGAGAGAAACUCUAUGAAUGUAAGCAAUAUGGUAAAGCCUUUACAUACCUUUCGGAACUUCAUAGUCAUGAAAGACUGAAUACUGGAGAGAAUCCCUACAAAUGUAAUCAAUGUGGUAAAGCCUUUGCACGUCCUUGUAGUCUUCAAGUACAUCAAAGAACACAUACUGGAAAGAAACCGCAUGAAUAUAAUUAG
Messenger RNA from Grammomys surdaster, 975 nucleotides. RefSeq names its product zinc finger protein 431-like. Bases 1 to 975 code for a protein of 324 amino acids. Lineage: Eukaryota; Metazoa; Chordata; Mammalia; Rodentia; Muridae. The record is from RefSeq and is a predicted model, not a curated record. Gene Ontology annotation, molecular function: DNA-binding transcription factor activity; RNA polymerase II cis-regulatory region sequence-specific DNA binding. Gene Ontology annotation, biological process: regulation of transcription by RNA polymerase II. The transcript has 5 exons.